AUGCUGCGCCGUCGCACUAAGGAUGCCCCCGACGACUCGUCAUCCAGACCGUCGAUCUGGCGCGCGAAGACUAAUGAGGACCUCCUACGCGAAGAAUUUGGCGGUGCCAAGGUCAAGCAGCUAGUCAUCCAGCCCCGGGGCAAGCGGAGCAAACGUCGCAAUGGCCUGAUCUUCGCGCUGGGCGGCUUGUUCGGCAUCUUUGUCGCGUUGUUCUUCGCCAAUCAGCAGGAGGUCAUUAGUCUGGAUUCGCUCAUGGAUUUGAAUAUCGAGUCCUUGAUCGAUGUGAUACCCCAGGGGAUUGUGCGCGAUGCAAAGGAGUUCUCGCAACAUGAACGCGACGCCGUUAGCUAUGACUCCUUCGCCGUCGGCCUCCAGCUCCAAGCCCAGGGCGUCCAAGCCAAACACCCGGUCGUCAUGAUCCCCGGUGUUAUCUCCACAGGGCUAGAAAGCUGGGGCACGGGACCUACUUCGCGCCAAUACUUCCGUCGGCGACUAUGGGGCAGCUGGAGCAUGAUGCGCGCGUUGGUGAUGGACAAGGCAGAGUGGAAGAAUCAUGUCAUGCUCGACCGCGAGACUGGGCUGGAUCCGCCGGGCAUCAAGCUGCGCGCGGCGCAAGGGUUCGACGCGACCGACUUCUUUAUCACGGGAUACUGGAUUUGGAAUAAAAUAUUGGAGAACUUGGCGACUAUUGGCUAUGACCCGACGAAUGCGUUUACGGCUGCGUACGACUGGCGUCUAUCGUAUGGGAAUCUGGAGGUCCGGGACCAGUAUUUCAGCCGGCUCAAGUCCUAUAUUGAGACGGCAGUACAGGUGCAGGGCGAGAAGAUCACACUGGCCUCGCAUAGUAUGGGCUCCCAGGUAGUGCUCUAUUUCUUCAAAUGGGUGGAAAGCGAAGAGCAUGGAAACGGCGGCAAGGACUGGGUCAAUAAGCACAUCGACUCGUGGGUCAACAUCAGCGGCUGCAUGCUCGGCGCCGUGAAGGGACUGACAGCCGUACUGUCCGGGGAGAUGCGUGAUACCGCACAGCUGAACGCGUUCGCCGUAUACGGGCUAGAGAAGUUCUUGUCCAAGGAGGAGCGCGCGGAGAUCUUCCGCGCGAUGCCGGGCAUCUCUAGUAUGCUGCCCAAGGGCGGCGAUGCCGUCUGGGGCAAUGCCACCUGGGCACCAGACGACCAGCCGGGCCAGGCAAUGUCGUACGGCAACCUGUUGAACUUUCGCGAAACCAACUCCUCAUGGACGCUGCGCAACCUCACCACCUCCGAGAGCCUGCAGUACAUGCUCGACCAGAGCGAGGACUGGUACCGCAACCAAGUGCUGACGAGCUACUCGCACGGUGUAGCACACACAGCCCGCGAAGUCGAGGCCAACGAGAAGGACCCGCGCAAAUGGCUCAACCCACUCGAGGCGCGUCUGCCGCACGCGCCAGACAUGAAGAUCUACUGUUUCUACGGCGUGGGCAAGCCCACGGAGCGCAGCUACUUCUACCAAGAAGAGCGCGACCCGCUCGUCAACCUCAACGUCAGCAUCGACACCACGGUCUCCAACAACGACGGCGUCGACCGCGGCGUCCACAUGGGCGAGGGCGACGGCACCGUCAAUCUCCUGAGCACGGGGUAUAUGUGCGCCAAGGGCUGGCACAUCAAGCGCUACAAUCCCGGCGGGUCCAAGAUCAAGGUCUUUGAGAUGCCACACGAGCCAGACCGCUUCUCGCCGCGCGGCGGGCCCAAUACGGGCGAUCAUGUCGAUAUCCUCGGCCGUUCCUCCCUCAACGAUCUCAUCCUCCGCGUCGCAGGCGGCAAAGGCGAUCUGAUCGAGGAGACCUUUGUUUCGAAUAUCCGUGAGUACGCGGAGCGUGUACAGAUCUUUGACGAGGAAUAG
Molecule: messenger RNA, 1878 nt
Organism: Penicillium riverlandense
Lineage: Eukaryota; Fungi; Ascomycota; Eurotiomycetes; Eurotiales; Aspergillaceae
Product: phospholipid:diacylglycerol acyltransferase
Exons: 2
Coding region: 1-1878 (625 amino acids)
Biological process (GO): triglyceride biosynthetic process; lipid storage
Cellular component (GO): cytoplasm; perinuclear endoplasmic reticulum
Molecular function (GO): phospholipid:diacylglycerol acyltransferase activity
Source: RefSeq, a predicted model, not a curated record